Molecule: messenger RNA, 1340 nt
Organism: Exophiala viscosa
Lineage: Eukaryota; Fungi; Ascomycota; Eurotiomycetes; Chaetothyriales; Herpotrichiellaceae
Exons: 6
Coding region: 45-1175 (376 amino acids)
Molecular function (GO): oxidoreductase activity, acting on the CH-OH group of donors, NAD or NADP as acceptor
Source: RefSeq, a predicted model, not a curated record
AAAACGGAAUCCCAUGCUCUAGCACGCGACUGGUCUGGCCCUUUAUGUACACGUCAACAAGACUCAAGAACAAGAAUCGAAUACAACGGACGAUAGGUGGUGGUUUCUCAUCCACAAUCAACGUCCAAACGUGGGCACAGAUGCAGCCAGGGAAAGACGGGGGAGAUUUCGUCCUGGUGACAGGGGCAUCUGCCUACCUAGGAGGACAUAUUCUUGCGAGGCUUCUCGAGGGUGGCUUCACCGUCCGGGGGACAGUCCGAUCUCAACGACAGUAUGAUCGGGUACUCUCUUUCUUCCCGCACGAGGCCAAACUUGACCUGGCGAUCAUUGAAGAGAUCGAGUCGCCAAGUGCCCCAUUACAGGAAGCAAUGCGAGGCGCCACGGCUGUGAUCCACGUCGCCAGCCCCGUCAAUUUCGAGCCCAGAAACAAUGCGCAAGAUCUGUUAUUGCCGGCCAUCAAUGGAACGAUGGCUGUUUUGCAAGUGGCAGCCGCGUCGCCGUUUGUCAAGCGCGUUGUUGUCACAGCGACUAUGGCGACAAUGUCUCAUAUCGGUUCGGGCCCAAUUCCGGGCAAGGUAUACAAUGAAGCCGACCACAACCCAGUGACUUGGGAGAAAGCCGUUGCUAGCAGUGAUGGGCAUUAUGUCUAUUGCGGCAGCAAGACUCUGGCAGAGCAGGCAGCUUGGCGGUUCAUGAAGGAUGAAGCUCCUUCAUUCGAUCUGGUGACCAUUCAUCCGUCCUGGCUGGUCGGUCCGUCAGUCUAUCGAAUCGACAAGGCAAGCGAUCUCAACGAGAAUUUGAGGGAAUUCUUCUCUACCCUCAUGGACGUUAAGGAUAAACUGCCGUCGACCAAGGUGCAGUACUGGGUCGAUGUCCGUGAUGCCGCCAAGUCCCAUGUUCUCGCACUAGACUCUUCCAGGAUUCCUGGAGGGAGAUAUCUUGUGACACAUCCGGCCAAGUUUGAUUGGAAAAAGGCCUUUACUGUGAUGCAUGAAUCUUUUCCUGAAGAGCGGUUUCCUCGCACCGACGUCGAUUACUUUGUUGAAUCCAGACCAGCAGUUGAUGUUUCAAAGUCUGAGCACUACUUUGGUUUUGGCUGGACAGAUUUGAGGACGUCAGUCACGGACAUGGCGACACAGUUUUACCAAUAUCGCAAACUCCACCCAUCUGGCUAGCGAUGCCGUUGGUCAACCACCGUUCUUGGUGGUCAUACCAUGGAGCGUCGUCUGAUUCAUAUAGGGAGAGCUAUGUGGCACAGCAGAAACAAAUCAGCGUGAAAAAUAUACCCGUUAGUUGGCGAAGAGUAGCUUACAGCGACGCUCCAAUCCCAUCAAAACAAG